Messenger RNA from Hipposideros armiger (great roundleaf bat), 4354 nucleotides. Its product is annotated as tubulin beta-3 chain. Lineage: Eukaryota; Metazoa; Chordata; Mammalia; Chiroptera; Hipposideridae. The coding region runs from base 1480 to 4020 and encodes 846 amino acids. Gene Ontology annotation, cellular component: microtubule; membrane. The record is from RefSeq and is a predicted model, not a curated record. Gene Ontology annotation, biological process: G protein-coupled receptor signaling pathway; microtubule-based process. Gene Ontology annotation, molecular function: GTPase activity; G protein-coupled receptor activity; structural constituent of cytoskeleton. The transcript has 6 exons.
CCCAGUGCCACCGUGGUGGACGCCUUGACGGCUGCUCCACGCAGCUCAAGGAUAUCUCAGUGCUGAGGGGGAGGCACGAACCUGGUCCGGGCAUAGACAGUUCCAAAAUGGGCAGGACGGCCCCGGGGUGUUCGGUGCGAUGACCGUCUCAUCUACUCCACCUGGGUGCUGCUGUCCUGGCUGUGUUCAGACUGGGGCACCCACCAACCUACAUAUUUAUAAUGUGUGCACAUUCAUGUGUGACAGGCUUCAAAACAAAAGGGGGCAGAGAGCUUUGUAAGUUGUGCAGAUGGAAGCAGUGAUUGAUACCAUAAGUGGCUAGUAAUUGUGCUCACACAUGUGGGCCCCUCGGAGGCCAUCUGGCAGCUAGGAGCGUGGGCGAGAAGGGACCCCGCCCGGCAGGCGCAUCACAGAUACGCUCAAAACAGACCUGCCUCAGGCUCCCCACCACCACCAGCCACUCGCCACCUGUCGAUGGAGGAACGACACACACACACACACACCUGGGCCUUCAGAAGAGGGCACGGUCCUCUGAGCGAGUGCUGGGUGCAGGGGAAUGGGGCCAUUGGGUCCGUGGGGCACUGCUGACCCAGCUCCCGCAGUGACAGAGACAGGCUGUCUGGAAGGUGGUUCCUGGCACAAAGGAAAUGGGGCUGGCACUUCUGUCCCUGCCCCUCCACCCGGGUGACAAAGAGCGAGGCUCCUGCAGCCCAGGUGACCUGGGUGCCCCCCGGCAGCACUCAGCAAAAGGACUGGGAGUCCUUGGGACAGGGGCUGCCCUCGGAGAACAUCUAACAUGGGGUGGGGGGUUAGGCGUUAGGGCUGGGGAUGGACAGUCAACAGCCAAUGAGCAUUCCCAAGGCAGAGCAGCAUCAGAUAGGCGUGGAGGGGCAGCAGGAGGGCUUCCUGGAGGAGGGCUGGGAGUCUCGGGCAGGUUCAAAGGAUGCCCCACAUGCACAGAUGCCUGCAGCAGAGGCCAGACUGGGAGCACUGGCUGGCUGAGCACAGGUGAGGCCAACCAGGCUGCAGUGGCUUUGAGCGGGAAGCGGAGAUGUCCCCCCAGGAGUCUGGGGGCCCUGGAUGCCAGGACAGCCCCAGGUGCCAUUUGCUCCACCUAGCGGCAGGCCAGGGUGCAUUCCCAGGCACACGCCCAUCAUGUGGCUGCCCUCAGGAGGAGGGGCUCCAGGGACGACUUUAAAGAAGUGAAGAAAGGCUCCAUUCUUCCAGACCUCAGCACACUCCUGACCUGGGGAGGCAGGAGGCAGACCCAUGAGGACUGCAGUGACCGCACCUCCAGGGAACAGGUGGACUGAGGGCAGAGGGUUGGUGCUGCAGAGCUUGGGGUCCUGGCUGGGAAGCGACCAGACUGGUAGAAAGGCUGGGGUCUCUCCCGCUGGGCCAUCCCUGGGCUGACAUUUGUCCAGCCAGGGAGAGGGUGAAUGUGAGGGUGGCACCAUGAGCUGAGGGGAACAUCUGCGGAUGGAGGACCCCCUCCUGCUUGCUGGAGGGACUAUGCCCAUGCAGGGGCCCCAGAGGCUGCUGGAUGUCCUCAACUCCACCCCCUCAACCACCUCCCACCUCGGGCUGGCCACCAACCGGACAGGCCCCCAUUGCCUGGAGGUGUACAUUCCCGACGGGCUCUUCCUCAGCCUGGGGCUGGUGGGGCUGGUGGAGAAUGUGCUGGUGGUGACCGCUAUCGCCAGGAACCGCAACCUGCACUCGCCCAUGUACUUCCUCAUCUGCUGUCUGGCUGCAUCCGACCUGCUGGUGAGUGUGAGCAACGUGCUGGAGACGGCCGUCACGCAGCUGCUGGAGGCUGGCACCCUGGCUGCCCGGGCCGCCGUCGUGCAGCAGCUGGACGUGGUCAUCGACGUGCUUGUCUGUGGCUCUAUGGUGUCCAGCCUCUGCUUCCUGGGCGCCAUCGCUGUGGACCGCUACAUCUCCAUCUUCUACGCGCUGCGGUACCACAGUAUUGUGACGCGGCCGCGGGUGUGGCGGGCCAUCGCGGCCAUCUGGGUGGCCAGCGCCAUCUCCAGCAGCCUCUUCAUCACCUACUAUGCCCACACGGCUGUCCUGCUCUGUCUCGUCAGCUUCUUCGUAGCCAUGCUGGUGCUCAUGGCGGUGCUGUACGUCCACAUGCUCACCAGGGCGUGCCAGCAUGCCCGUGGCAUCGCCCAGCUGCACAAGACACGGCACCCCACCCACCAGGGCUCCGGCCUCAAGGGCGCUGCCACCCUCACCCUCCUGCUGGGCAUCUUCUUCCUCUGCUGGGGCCCCUUCUUCCUGCAUCUCUCACUCACCGUCCUCUGUCCUCAGCACCCCACCUGCACCUGCAUCUUCAAGAACUCCCACCUCUUCCUGGUCCUCAUCGUGUGCAACGCCAUUGCUGACCCCCUCGUCUACGCCUUCCGCAGCCAGGAGCUCCGGAAGACACUCCGAGAGGUGCUGCUGUGCUGCUGGUGUGGGGGUCCAGGGAGCAGCGGCUACCCUGCACCCAUCACCACCAUGGUGACAGGCUCCAACACGGCCCAGCCCGCCCUCAGCUGCAGCAGAUGGCGUGGCGGGCGGGGCCCAGCCUAUAAGAGCGGGUGGCGGGGGCGGCAGACCCUCCGCAGCCAGCCCGGCAGUCCGCGCGCGUUCCGCAGCCGCCCGCCACACGCACCGAGCAUGAGGGAGAUCGUGCACAUCCAAGCCGGCCAGUGCGGCAACCAGAUCGGGGCCAAGUUCUGGGAGGUGAUCAGCGAUGAGCACGGGAUAGACCCCAGUGGAAACUAUGUCGGAGACUCAGACCUGCAGCUGGAGCGUAUCAGUGUCUACUACAACGAGGCCUCUUCUCACAAGUAUGUGCCUCGGGCCAUCCUGGUGGACCUGGAGCCCGGAACAAUGGACAGCGUCCGGUCUGGGGCCUUUGGGCACCUCUUCAGGCCUGACAACUUCAUCUUUGGCCAGAGCGGUGCUGGGAACAACUGGGCCAAGGGCCACUACACGGAGGGUGCCGAGCUGGUCGACUCGGUCCUGGACGUGGUGCGGAAGGAGUGUGAGAACUGCGACUGCCUGCAGGGCUUCCAGCUGACCCACUCGCUGGGCGGGGGCACAGGGUCCGGGAUGGGCACGCUGCUCAUCAGCAAGGUGCGUGAGGAGUACCCCGACCGGAUCAUGAACACCUUCAGCGUGGUGCCCUCGCCCAAGGUGUCGGACACCGUGGUGGAGCCCUACAACGCCACGCUGUCCAUCCACCAGCUGGUGGAGAACACGGACGAGACCUACUGCAUCGACAACGAGGCCCUCUACGACAUCUGCUUCCGCACCCUCAAGCUAGCCACACCCACCUAUGGGGACCUGAACCACCUGGUGUCGGCCACCAUGAGUGGGGUCACCACUUCCCUGCGCUUCCCAGGCCAGCUGAAUGCUGACCUGCGCAAGCUGGCGGUCAACAUGGUGCCCUUCCCCCGCCUGCACUUCUUCAUGCCGGGCUUUGCCCCGUUGACUGCCCGGGGCAGCCAGCAGUACCGCGCCCUGACAGUGCCCGAGCUCACCCAGCAGAUGUUCGAUGCCAAGAACAUGAUGGCUGCCUGCGACCCCCGCCACGGCCGCUACCUGACCGUGGCCACUGUCUUCCGGGGCCGCAUGUCCAUGAAGGAGGUGGACGAGCAGAUGCUGGCCAUCCAGAGCAAGAACAGCAGCUACUUCGUGGAGUGGAUCCCCAACAACGUGAAGGUGGCCGUGUGCGACAUCCCGCCCCGUGGGCUCAAGAUGUCCUCCACCUUCAUCGGCAACAGCACAGCCAUCCAGGAGCUGUUCAAGCGCAUCUCGGAGCAGUUCACAGCCAUGUUCCGGCGCAAGGCUUUCCUGCACUGGUACACGGGCGAGGGCAUGGACGAGAUGGAGUUCACCGAGGCUGAGAGCAACAUGAACGACCUGGUGUCUGAGUACCAGCAGUACCAGGACGCCACGGCCGAGGAGGAGGGUGAGAUGUACGAAGAUGAUGAGGAGGAAUCCGAGGCCCAGGGCCCCAAGUGAAGCAGCGGUCGGGGGUCAGGCCAUGGCCAGGGCCAAGAGGUCUGUCCGCCAGAGCUACUGACGCCACCCCAGCCUCACCCCAGCAGCUCCCAUCACGUCACCCUACGGCUCCCGAGUGUGUGUCCUUCAGUAUUUACAGCAUCCCCACCCCACCUGAGUCUAUUCAGCUCUGUCUUCCCGCCAUAGGUCAUUUUCAUUUUUGUGUCACUCAUUUGUCUCUGCUUUAUUGUCAGCUCCAGGUCUUAUGUUUUAUGGUUUGUUUGGGUUUUUUUACUGGUUUGUGUUCAUAUUUUGGGGAGAUACUUAAUAAAUUUAUUGCUGUCAGAUACCCCUG